UACUUUUGCAAAUUAAGGCGCGGAUUUGAAUGUUGAUUUCGUUCCUUUCCUACUUGAGGAUAAUCUUGUUUAUUUUAACACAUUUCGUGUUUCCUAGAAACACCAAAAUGACCUACAUUAAGGUCGAAAACAUUGCGAAAAUAAUAAAAAAUCAUCCUUCCCGAUAACAUACAUGCAUUCUGAAAUUAAAAAAACAAAUCAAUUGUGUUGUUAUUCUAUAAAAACAAUCUCGUCUACUAUUAUUUGAUCAAAAACUAUGGCUAAUUUCUGUGAGGGAUUACCUCAAAAUGUUCAAAGAAUUGCUGCAAAAGGAAAUCUGACCUCUCCACGUGAAAUAAUAUUGACUCCAAAUGAAAGAAUUUUAAGUUUUGGGGCAAGUGCCGAUGAUGUGAGAAUUCUAAAAGCAGCCGCUGCUAAAUUCAUUGAACAGAACUUUGUUACAGCUGGAGAAUCACUCCUUCCAAAAUAUGCUUCCAAAUGGUCUCGUAUUUCAUUUGGUUGUCCAGCAUUGGACAAAUGCUCCCGUGGUGGCAUUGUUACCCGUGGAAUAACUGAAAUUUGUGGAGAAUCUGGAGCUGGGAAAACUCAAAUUCUCCUUCAUUUAUCUCUAACAGUUCAACUUUCCCCGAAAAACGGUGGAUUAGGAAGGGGUACAGCUUUUAUAUGCACAGAAGAUGCUUUCCCAUCUAAACGUCUGUAUCAGAUUGCAGAAGAAUUCACUAAAAGAUAUCCGGAAGAAAAUAUAAACUAUUUAUCCAACAUAUACAUCGAGCAUGUCAUUGAAAGUGAUGACUUGCUGAAGUGCGUCAAUCAAAGGUUGUUGAAGCUCAUGGAGACAUCAACAAUUGGUUUGAUUAUUAUCGAUUCAGUUGCUGCAGUCUUUCGUAUAAAUCCAAAUAUUAUUGAAAGAGCUAAAGAGAUGCGUAAACUUGCCAACAGCUUGCUAUUGUAUGGGGACAAAUACAAUUGUGGAGUAGUUUGUGUAAAUCAGGUGACAACGGUCAAUGAUGCAAAUCGAAAUGUGCCAUGUCUUGGCUUGGCAUGGGCCCAUUUGGGUCGCACAAGGAUUAAGAUUUCAAAAAUACCAAAACAGAUAUCAGUUGAUAAGCAUUUGAUAUCAUUAAGGAGAUUUGAGAUUAUGUAUUCGCCAGAUAGUCCAAAUGAGUUUACUGAAUUUUUGAUUACAUCGAAAGGAAUUUGUAGUGCUGAGGAAGCUCUUUCUAAGAACUAAAAGUAACUUUAAUAAUAAUUUAUUUAAUUUCAAAAAUUGUCACAUAAGUUGUAGUAAAAACUUAAUAAUUAAAUACCUUAAUUUUAA
Molecule: messenger RNA, 1318 nt
Organism: Episyrphus balteatus (marmalade hoverfly)
Lineage: Eukaryota; Metazoa; Arthropoda; Insecta; Diptera; Syrphidae
Product: DNA repair protein XRCC3
Exons: 5
Coding region: 257-1231 (324 amino acids)
Biological process (GO): resolution of mitotic recombination intermediates; double-strand break repair via synthesis-dependent strand annealing; t-circle formation
Cellular component (GO): replication fork; Rad51C-XRCC3 complex
Molecular function (GO): ATP binding; ATP-dependent DNA damage sensor activity; four-way junction DNA binding
Source: RefSeq, a predicted model, not a curated record